CCAAACCGAAGUUAUAUAAGUGCCUCUAACCCUUCUGUUUCUUCAUCGCCAAACCCAUUUCUUCAAAAUAUAUAAAACCCUUUCUAGGUUUAGCUUUUGAAUUAUUACACAACUUUCUUCUGUAAUUAGAUUCUUGAAGAAAUGGGUGUGGCAUUGGAAGGGGAGACAAGGGAGAGGUGGGUAUUGAUGACGAGGAGACAACGGAUCAUUGCGAGGAAUAGAUCGAGAAGGGUUUUAGUGAAGAGGAGGAGGCCGAAGCGUGCAGAAGCUUCUAGAAGAUCCUCGAAGGCGAUCGAGAGGCGGGUCAAGACGUUGAAAGAGCUAAUCCCAAACACUAGUACUCGCCGCGAAUCGACGAGUUUGGACGGGCUUUUCAGAGAGACGGCUGAUUACAUUUUGGCAUUGCAAAUGAAAGUGAGGGUCAUGCAGGACAUGGUUCAGGUUUUGUCACAACCUAAACUUGUCUGAAUAUUUUUUUUUAUUUGUUGUUCUUAUUAUGUAAAUUACGUUGUUU
Molecule: messenger RNA, 514 nt
Organism: Tarenaya hassleriana
Lineage: Eukaryota; Viridiplantae; Streptophyta; Magnoliopsida; Brassicales; Cleomaceae
Product: transcription factor UPBEAT1
Exons: 1
Coding region: 142-468 (108 amino acids)
Biological process (GO): regulation of DNA-templated transcription
Molecular function (GO): protein dimerization activity
Source: RefSeq, a predicted model, not a curated record